CUCCAAGUCAAUGAAUCCACCCACCCCCUUGCAUUCUCAUUGUCUCCAAGUGGAGAGACCUAUACUAUCUUUAAUCUGUCAGCGUGUUUUUCCCCAAAUGUCUUGAUGUUGUCCCAGUCAUCCUCACCUCAACCUCGGGGCACUCGUCGCUCGAGCGUUGGAGCAAAAGCCCGAGUUUGCGACCAUUGCGGACGCACUUUCAGAAGAACUGAACAUCUGGAACGGCACGUGCGCACUCUAAUUCUUCGGUCGGACGCUAUUCGCUUCGGAGAUCAAUCAUUGAGUAUUUCUGUACAGAUACAAAAGAAAAGCCAUAUGUUUGUUUCUGCGGGGCUGCCUUUACCCGACGAGAUCUUCUGAAGCGCCACACGCGCAUCACCCAUGAGAGCAAUGGUUUAAUAUCACCGACCUCACAGCCUCAGCCAGAAUCCUCUGGCCAGUCGCUUG
This is a messenger RNA of Aspergillus alliaceus, 447 nucleotides long. RefSeq lists its product as uncharacterized. NCBI's taxonomy places the organism in Eukaryota, Fungi, Ascomycota, Eurotiomycetes, Eurotiales, Aspergillaceae. The transcript has 2 exons. The record is from RefSeq and is a predicted model, not a curated record. The coding region runs from base 106 to 360 and encodes 84 amino acids.